Molecule: messenger RNA, 3559 nt
Organism: Myotis davidii
Lineage: Eukaryota; Metazoa; Chordata; Mammalia; Chiroptera; Vespertilionidae
Gene: ODF2
Product: outer dense fiber of sperm tails 2
Exons: 20
Coding region: 16-2595 (859 amino acids)
Biological process (GO): regulation of cilium assembly
Cellular component (GO): centrosome
Source: RefSeq, a predicted model, not a curated record
GGUUUGAACUGGCCAAUGGGCGAGCUCCCGACCGGGUGUCGGAAAAGGAGGCGGAAGCGGGGAGGAGCCGCCGUUGCAGCUGGACUACAUCCGCCGCGGCGUCUCCAUGGCACGACCCUGGCCUCCAACUUCAACGACUUCUUAAGGAGGCGUUUCUGGGCGCAGCCGUGUCGCUCCUGGUUUCCAUCGUGUGGGAAGAACGGAGUAACAAGUCUCACGCAGAAAAAGGUCUUGAGGACAGCUUGUGGCGCACCCAGUGUGACCGUGACGAAGCGAACUAUGAAGGACCACUCUUCAACUCCCCCCUUACAUGUUCAUGUGGAUGAGAACACCCCUGUCCACGUCCACAUAAAAAAACUCCCGAAACCAGCAGCGGCCAGCAGCCAGAAAUCUCAUAAGCGCGGAAUGAAAGGGGACACCGUGAAUGUGCGGCGGAGUGUCCGAGUGAAAACCAAGAAUCCACCUCACUGCCUGGAGAUUACGCCACCAUCUUCAGAAAAGCUGGUCUCAGUAAUGCGAUUAAGUGACCUCUCUACAGAGGAUGACGACUCGGGUCACUGUAAAAUGAACCAUUAUGAUAAGAAGAUUGACAGUCUAAUGAACGCAGUCGGUUGUCUCAAAUCUGAGGUGAGGGGUGUGGGAGGCUGGGACAGCGAGGAGCUGGAGGAGGUGGCCCACGAGCUGGCUGAGACCGAGCACGAGAACACAGUGCUGAGGCACAACAUCGAGCGCAUCAAGGAGGAGAAGGACUUCACCAUGCUUCAGAAGAAACACCUCCAGCAGGAGAAGGAGUGCCUCAUGUCCAAGCUGGUGGAGGCGGAAAUGGAUGGGGCUGCCGCAGCCAAGCAAGUCAUGGCCCUGAAGGAUACCAUCGGGAAGCUGAAGACGAAUGUAGCCAUCUGGGUUUAUUGCUUAAUGACUCUGCUUUCCCUUUGCCUUCCCUGGAAGGAUUCCGGAAGGCUGAUGGAGCAACAAGGAGCACUUCUGAAACGGCUGGCAGAGGCAGACUCUGAGAAAGCGCGGCUGCUGUUAUUGCUGCAAGACAAGGACAAGGAGGUGGAAGAGCUCCUCCAGGAAAUACAAUGUGAGAAGGCUCAAGCAAAGACAGCAUCCGAACUCUCCAAGUCCAUGGAGUCCAUGCGUGGGCAUUUGCAGGCACAGCUUCGGAGCAAAGAGGCAGAGAACAGUCGCCUGUGUAUGCAGAUCAAGAACCUGGAACGCAGUGGGAACCAGCACAAGGCGGAAGUGGAGGCCAUCAUGGAGCAGUUGAAGGAAUUGAAGCAAAAGGGAGAUCGAGACAAAGAGUCUUUAAAGAAGGCCAUCCGAGCCCAGAAGGAACGAGCCGAGAAGAGCGAGGAGUAUGCCGAGCAGCUGCACGUGCAACUUGCCGACAAGGAUCUCUAUGUUGCCGAAGCUUUAUCCACUCUCGAGUCAUGGAGGACCCGCUACAACCAAGUUGUGAAAGACAAGGGGGACCUCGAGCUGGAAAUUAUUGUCCUGAAUGACCGAGUGACAGAUCUCGUGAACCAACAGCAAACCUUGGAGGAGAAGAUGCGGGAAGACCGGGACAGCCUGGUGGAGAGACUUCACCGGCAGACUGCCGAGUAUUCUGCAUUUAAACUAGAGAAUGAGCGGCUGAAGGCAAGCUUCGCUCCAAUGGAGGACAAACUCAAUCAGGCGCACCUCGAGGUCCAGCAGCUGAAGGCAUCGGCUAAGAAUUAUGAGGGGAUGAUUGACAACUAUAAGAGUCAGGUGUUGAAGACCAGAUUAGAGGCCGAUGAAGUAGCUGCCCAGCUGGAACGCUGCGACAAAGAGAACAAGAUCCUUAAAGAUGAGAUGAACAAAGAGAUUGAAGCGGCACGUAGGCAAUUCCAGUCCCAGCUGGCUGACCUGCAGCAGCUGCCUGACAUCCUCAAGAUCACAGAGUCUAAGCUUGCAGAGUGCCAAGACCAGCUGCAGGGCUACGAGAGGAAGAACAUCGACCUCUCAGCCAUCAUAUCAGAUCUGCGCAGCCGGAUCGAGCAUCAGGGGGACAAGCUGGAGAUGGCGAGAGAGAAACACCAGGCUUCCCAGAAGGAAAAUAAACAGCUGAGUCUGAAGGUGGAUGACCUGGAGAGGAAACUGGAGGCGACCAGUGCCCAGAAUAUCGAGUUCCUACAGGUGAUUGCCAAGAGGGAGGAGGCAAUCCACCAGUCCCAGCUGCGGCUGGAGGAGAAAACACGGGAAUGUGGGUCCCUGGCAAGGCAGCUGGAGAGCGCCAUUGAAGAUGCUAGGAGGCAGGUGGAGCAGACCAAGGAGCACGCGGUCUCCAAGGAACGAGCAGCCCAGAACAAAAUCCUGGACCUUGAGACCCAGCUGAGCAGAACCAAAACUGAGCUCACCCAGCUGCGGCGGAGCCGUGACGACGCUGAGCGCCGCUACCAGAGCCGGCUGCAAGACCUGAAAGACCGCCUGGAGCAGUCAGAGAGCACCAACCGCAGCAUGCAGAACUACGUCCAGUUCCUCAAGUCCUCCUAUGCCAACGUGUUUGGGGAUAGUCCUUACACGACCUACCUGACCAGCUCUCCCAUCCGCUCCAGGUCUCCUCCUGUCUGAGGCCCAGACAGGAGCCCAGACUGAUGCCAUGGGAACUGACAAGUUGCCAAGCCAUACCUGGAAAGCCUGUUGCUUUUCCCUCUUCCGGUGACGAAGUGUGUGUUUAGGAUCUUGUGCCUAGCUACUGGCUCCAUGACAGUCCCGAGAGCGGCAGGGCAUGGAGCAGCAGGAGCCACUCAGCUCUCUCUCUGCUGGAGUUGCCUGAAGGAAGUUUUUAAGUACCCUGCCAGGCCUUAAAUCUACGACUAUGAGGGAACCAGGUUUUAACUCACUGUGACCUAGCACAUUCCUUUCCUGAGAGAAUGUGUGGACUGGACUUUUUCCUCCAGUCCCCUUCAGCCCUCUUUCUAGAAAUAUAUUUAAUUCUUGGACCUGAGCCAGCAGAGGCCCUCCCCACCCCUCCUGGGUUGUGAGCACAUUUACUCCCGCUUUUCCUUACGUCCUGGGUGCGGUGUUUUCCCACGCCCAAUGGAAACCUCUCGAAUCCGAGUUUCCUUAAGGCCACUUGCCCCACGCACUUCACAACAGACACUCAAGGGCUCGUGUCCAGUUGGCCUUUUAAAAGUGUGAUCCCAAGAUAAUUAAUUUUUGUUUCUCUUUGCCAGGUUUGUAUCUAUGGAAUGCAUUUAUCCUUGAAAUAUUUGUGUUGCUUUACAAAAAGCUUUUAUAAUCAAUAUUUAAGACUCCGUGGAUGAGUUCCUUUACCCACCCCCAUCCCUCUUCUAAAAGUGAUUAAGAAUAAUGCUUAAUGGGAGCCAGUAACUAUUUUUAAAGUACUUGGUGCAUGGAACAUUAGAUCUUUCAUUUCAUUGUGGCCCAGCUAGUUUCUCCUGUGGGCGCUUUUUGUGAAAUGACUGGAGGCAUUGUUCAUUGUUGGGGUGCAGACCACUUUAGCUGUUAGGAGAAAGAAAAUGAGAGUGUAUAUAUAUGACUGUUUUUAAAAUGUUAAUUGGUUUCUGAAUGA